This is a messenger RNA of Triplophysa rosa, 1288 nucleotides long. RefSeq names its product G2/M phase-specific E3 ubiquitin-protein ligase. Gene Ontology annotation, molecular function: ubiquitin-protein transferase activity. The transcript has 8 exons. Gene Ontology annotation, cellular component: nucleus. The annotation marks the transcript as partial. The record is from RefSeq and is a predicted model, not a curated record. Lineage: Eukaryota; Metazoa; Chordata; Actinopteri; Cypriniformes; Nemacheilidae.
UCUUUCUCAGCCAAUUUUAGACCAAAAAGAAGGAGAAAACAGAACAAAUAUGCAAAAGCACACACGGGCCCUCAAAAUUGCUACACAAAUUACACACGUUUGUAUGCACCAAUAGUAAUUGAAAGUGAUUCCGAAGAGUCAGAUGGGAGCAGACCAUAUGUUCAAGAGGAAAGAACGGAUGCAAUAACUGCUGCAGACAUUUUAUCAGAUCUCUCAUUGAAGAUCAUAAAGACAUCUUGCAGCAGAUUCAACAUAAAUCGAGCUAAUGUUUGGGAUGGAGCAGCUCGUGGUUUCAAACGAGCCUCAUAUGACCCCUCACAUGACAUGCUUGUCAAAUUCACAGAUGAUGAAGGGACAACUGAAGAUGCAGUAGACACGGGUGGUCCAAAACGUGAGUUUCUAACCCUCUUAAUGGACUGUUUAAGGACCCGAAGGAUCUUUGAAGGCCCAGAAAAUCAGAGAUUUCUCACAUUUAACAGUGCAGCUGCCAGAGAAGAUGAAUAUUUUCUUGCUGGACGGAUGAUCGCAGUUUCUAUAGUUCAUGGUGGUCCAGGUCCUCGCUUCCUCUCAGAGAUGCUGUACAAUCACCUUACUGGGAGGAUUGACUUUGAUGGAACAAUUGAAGAUGUAACAGAUGAGAUCAUGAAGACAGCCUUGCUCGAGAUAUCAGGUGCUGCAUCAUUAGAUGAAUUACACAAGCUCAUUGAUAAGUAUUCCAGCUUGCUGCAGACUGCUGGAUGUUUUGAGUAUCCACAAAGUGUAGAAGGCAAACAGAACAUUGUAAAGGAUUUCAUACAGUGGUACAUAAUAUACAGAAAUCAGUACUCAAUUCAGAGAUUUAGGGAUGGGCUUUCGACAUUGGAUGUCAUGAAUGCCCUGGAGCAGCAUCCAAUUGUAUUCAAACCAUAUAUGUGCUGUGGUGUUGAGAAACUCACACCUGAAUCAUUGGAGGCUAUCUUAAAGGCUCAGCUCAGUGAAGUAGGUAGCACCAGGCGACAAGAAGAAACCAGAAUACUUGGAUAUUGGAGAGACUAUCUACUUGACACAGGAGAACAAGAAGCAGGACUCUCCCUCCAGGACAUCCUGAUGUUUGCUACAGGACUGGAUUCACUGCCUCCUUCGACAAUUGUCCCUCAACCCAAACUAUGCUUUGAGAGGACAUCCAGCUAUCCCAUUUCCAGUACCUGUACCAACACAAUCAAAUUACCAAUGUCCAAAAGUUACGAAUCGUUCAAAAAUGCAAUGGACUUUGGCAUACAAAACUCACCUGGUUUUGGAUUGCAGUGAG